Pediculus humanus corporis (human body louse) is the source of this 3756-nucleotide messenger RNA. RefSeq lists its product as uncharacterized. NCBI's taxonomy places the organism in Eukaryota, Metazoa, Arthropoda, Insecta, Psocodea, Pediculidae. The coding region runs from base 1 to 3756 and encodes 1251 amino acids. Gene Ontology annotation, cellular component: late endosome; HOPS complex. The transcript has 16 exons. Gene Ontology annotation, molecular function: protein binding. Gene Ontology annotation, biological process: protein targeting to vacuole; endosomal vesicle fusion. The record is from RefSeq and is a predicted model, not a curated record.
AUGUCGGAUGAUUAUAGAAACAAUCAUGAAGGUUCUUCGUAUGAAGACACUGACAUCGGUUCUUUUAAUUUCGAUAUCGAAGAGUUGGACGAUGCCGAAUAUCAAAUUCCACAAAUUAUCGAACCACCUACUUUAGAAAGUAUUUUAAACGAGGGAGACGAUCAUAUAUCUUUGAAUGAAGACUGUGAUUCACUUAACUGGUCUCAGGGUAUACAUUCCAGCCUCAUUGGUAUCGAAGGGGGAAGUGAAACUCUAUCUAUAGCUAGUCGAAGAAGUAGGACUUCAUCUGAUAAAAAAGAUUCUUCUUCAUCAACUGCAUUUCUACGUUUUGUUUUGCUCAAAAGUGUUUCAACACAAAUUAGUUCUGCUGUGAGUGAAAAAGAAAGAAUAAAUGCAGGCUAUGCGACAGCAAUAACGGUUACUAGCAUGGUUGCCGUUGGAACUUCACAUGGACUUAUAUUAGUAUUUGACAGUAGGCAAACAUUAAAAUGGUGUUUGAGUAAUACAGAUGAAGAUCAAGGAUCUGUUUCUUGUUUGUGUUUUAACAAUGAUUCAACUAGGCUGUUGGCUGGUUUUGCAAGAGGCCAAAUUUUAAUGUACGAUUUGACCAAUGGUAAAUUAAUUAGAACUCUAAUGGAUGUUCAUCCUCCUGGUACUGCCGUUCUAAGCGUCAAGUUCACAGAUUCUCCUGCGAUAGCACUUUGUUCAGAUUCUGGCGGUUCGGUUUUUGAAUUACACUUUACGAGAACUCUCGGAGUGAGGGGUUGUAAUUCGAAAUGCCUUUUCUCUGGGAGCAGAGGAGAAGUUUGUGUUAUACAGCCUCUCUUACUUAAUCAUUUGAUUUCUCAUCCUCUGCAAGGAGUAAUUUUAGUUGCCAUGGCCACUCUCUCAAAGGUAAUUGUUGUCAGUAUCAGACCCAAAAUGAGAGUUGUGUUAGUUAAAGCUCUUCCUCCUGGCUCUACAGUUUUACCACUGGUAUCUUGGCAGUUUGUCGUCAUUCAGGUUUCUGGUAAUGGCAAAAUUAUUGAUCCAGUUUUGGCAUUUGCCAAAGAUAAUUUUAUUCAUUUUUUUCAAAUCUCUUCAGAUUCUAAUUCAAAAUUAAAAGUAGCAGCAUUGCAAAAAUUAGUCGUUAAUUAUUCUUUAUUGUCUUUGCAUUGGUUAAAUUCUUGGACCAUUGCAGCCGUCGACAUAAGUGAAAGAUUGCAUUUAUUAGACGUUCAUUCUCACGAAGAACUUGAAAAUUUAGAUCUUUCUGAUAUUGGUUUGGUGUACGAAUCAAGUAACUUCAAAGGUCUCAUGACAGGUGGUAAUGUUAGCCAAGCUAUGGCCGUGGCCGGUGAAAAAGCCUGUUACAACACAAUCGUGGGCUAUGGAAAUCAAAUAUUAGUUUUAGGUGCUAAAACAGUACACCUACUGAGCAUACGACCGUGGAUUGAAAGACUGAAUCAUUUAGUAAAACAAAAAAAAUAUCUUGCAGCUUUAUCUUUAGGACUUUCUUUUUACGAAGAACCGAAAGAUGCAUUAGGUUUAAAAGGAUCUAGAGAAAGGAGGAAAGAAAUUGCAAAGGGUAAAAUCGUUCAAAUUUUAGAACAAUUCAUUGAAGACAUGGAAAAUCCCAUCGAUGAUAUUUCGGCCAUAAUGCAAUAUGCGGUCUCCGUGCAAUACAAUGAUAUAAUUUUUAACACGCUGUGGGAUUACGUUUCUAUUGAUUCCAAUUUGAAAAGGAUAUUUUUAGAAGGAUUGGAACCGUUUAUUCUCAACGAUCAAUUGACUUCAAUACCACCGUCCAUAUUACAGCAUUUCGUCAACACUUAUGAAAAUACUGGAAAGCUUCAAGCUUUGGAAGCUUGCAUCAUUCAUUUGGACAUUGGUUCGUUGGAUCUUCAUCAAGUAAUGCAAGUUUGUUGGGCUCACGGUUUGUACGACGCCAUUAUUUACGUACAUAAUAAAGCUUUAAACGAUUAUAUUACUCCCAUUCACGAGUUAGUUCCUAUUUUACAAAAAGCCUUAACGACAGGUAUUCAAAUUAUUAAAGGAAGUUGCAAAUUAACUGCCAAAGAAGUUGAAUUGGGAAAUAAACUUUUAGUGUAUGUUAGUUGUUGUUUAGCGGGAAGAGGUUAUCCCAUCGGUGAUGUUGCAAAGGAAUCAGUUCAACACGUUAAAUACGAAAUGUUUAAAUGCCUUACGAAUCUUCACAGCAAAGAUGCAGACGACAAUGAGUUACCCUAUCCGUAUUUGAGAACUUUGAUUCAUUUCGACACGAGGGAAUUUUUAAACGUUGUUUCUCUCGCAUUUACAGAACCGGAAUUCACUUCCGACGUUGGUUUGAGACAACGUCAAAGGUUAAUAGAUAUUUUAUUGCAUAUAAUGGUGGAUAAUUCGGGUUAUACCGUUCACGAAAUCGGUGCUUUGUAUAUAUUUUUGGCAAGGCAAAUAAGCCGGCCUUUUAACGGUUUAAUUGUUGAUAAAGAUUUAUUCGAUAAGAUUUUCGGGUAUUUGACGACGACGAGUCCGGAACAUUUGGAAGAAAGACAGCAGGCUUUAUUGGAUGUUUUCAGAGCCGACGGUUUACAAGACUAUUCCAAAGAUCACAUAUUAGAUUUGGCGAGAAAAGCAAAAUUUUUUCGAGUUUGCGAAGCCAUACACGAACAAAAUGGAGAAUGGGAUCAAGUGUUUUUAUGUUACCUACAAGACUCGCUGCGAAGACCACAAGUAUUUUCAUUUUUGAGAAAUAUAUUACUUUUGUACAAAAACACGGACGAUGCGAAACCCAUAUUGGAAAAAGUUUGUAGCAAAAUUGAAGAUUUAAUGGAUUUAGACGUUGAAAGAACUUCAACGAUAAUCGCCACCCACGCAUUAAAUAAAUUGCCGGAUUUGUUGGAUAAUCUGAAAGAAAAUCCCAAAUAUCAAUUGGCAUUGUUACAAUCUAUCUUGUAUGGAAAAUCAAAGGAUUCCGUGAGCGAUGGCGAUUCAUCACUUCUCGUGCAAUAUUUUAAUAAAUACAUUAAAUUAAUAUUUGAAAUAGAUCCGAAAUCGGCCGUUCAAGAAUUGAAAUUUCGUACGGAUUUGUAUAAUUUAAAUGAAGUUUUAGAAAUAGCACGUAGUUGUAAUCACGAAGAAGCUCAGGCAUAUUUAUUAGAAAAAAACGAAGACUGUAAAGAAGCGUUUGAAGUUUUAAAAAAUAAAUUAAUUAAAAUGUUAAACGGUUCAAUAAAUUUUACGCAAAUCGAAUUAGAUGAAUUAUUUAAAAAAUUAAUAGGAUUGAUUCAAAGAUUUCAAACGAAAAAUGGCGAAUCGAACAUUCAAAAACUUUGGCUGACGUUAUUGGACGUGUUAAUCACGUGCGAAAAUUCAAUCGAUCAAAAAGCGAUGGUUCUCAGCGGAACGAUGGGACACGCAAAUCCUUCAUUCAUUUUAGAACAUUUGCUUCAUCGCACGAAUUCCGUGGCGACGUUCGGAGAAAUCAGACAUUUACUAACGGGUAUGUUGGAGAACACUUGGUUCGAAGAACAAUUGGUGAAAACGACGCAAAAAGUCGUCUGCUCGGAUUUGUACUCGCAAUUGGUGUCCUCUAUCGAUUCCGCCAAACGUGGCAUACGAGCAUCGAAUUCAUCGUGUUCGGCUUGCAACAAACCUUUGGUCAACAGUUCAGUUUUUAUAUUUUUUUGCGGUCAUUCCCAACACGAAGAUUGCAUGACGGACUAUCAGUGUCCGAUAUGUUCGACAUUAGCUUUAGACAAGGCAAGUGAGAAAUAA